Messenger RNA from Candida albicans SC5314, 684 nucleotides. It is a transcript of the gene PGA42, whose product is annotated as Pga42p. The transcript has a single exon. Bases 1 to 684 code for a protein of 227 amino acids. Lineage: Eukaryota; Fungi; Ascomycota; Pichiomycetes; Serinales; Debaryomycetaceae. The record is from RefSeq and is a predicted model, not a curated record.
AUGAAGUUUAUUAUAUUAUUAUUUGCUUUAAUUCACAUCACUGUUGCUGCUAAUAGAGCUCUUAUCAUAGAUUACCUGUACUAUGGUUGCAACUUAGACUGUUAUAUAGCUCUGAAUCAAGAGAAUACAUGUGGCGCCCAUGAUGAUGAUGUUUCGGACCAACAAUAUCAUGCUUGUUUAUGCAUGAAUUAUGAUUAUUUUACUAAUUUGAUGAAUUGUAAUUGUUUUGAUAGCAAUGUUUAUUAUGUCUCAUCAUCAAUUUGUUCUAUGGCAACUGCAAGCUCAGAAUUUGAAACGUAUGAUGGUGCCCCGUCAACCAUGGAUGUCUCAACUACUGAUUAUAGCUCAUCAACAGAGGAUAUUUCAUUCACAGAGGAUGUUUCAUUCACAGAGGAUGAUUCAUUCACAGAGUAUAGUUCAUUCACAAAGUAUAGUUCAUUCACAAAGUAUAGUUCAUCUGUUUCUUCCUUCACUAAAGUCAUUUGGUCCACUUUAGAGACUUCAUCGAUUAAGGGCAUUGCAGCUACCACAAGCAGUUAUUUUACCAACGCUCAAACAACUUCAGGAACUGCUAAUGAUUCAUCAAUAUCUAAACCUAGUGGAUCUCAGAUUUUUGUUUUAUGUGUGAUUUCAGUUGUUGGAUUUAUUUUCUUUUUCCUUUUCUUCCUCAGUUUAUUUGUCUAG